GGGCUGGAGCUCGGCCGCAUUCGGGGCCGCCUGCGCUCAUCAAACGAACACACAGUGAGGCAGAGCUGGACUGGAAAUAUACUUUAUGCCGCAAUAUGCGUGAAUUUCUAAAAUAAACCUGGGGUUGUCGAAGCCCUUCUGAAGCAGGUCUGGAUCAGUACCGUCUCCGCGGGCCCUGAGUGGGCUGGCACGACCCCUCCUGAACACCCCCGAGCGUCAGACGGGCAUCGGGGACCCUGUUACAUGCCGGCGUUUUUUGUUUUCUUUGAUUUCCCCCUUUAGGUUUAGCUUUCUUCUUUCCCCCUGGAAGCUCUUUGGUUGAUCGGGAAGAGCAGAGGAGAUUUUCCCCCUAGUGUGGCAGCCGGGCUGCUCCUGCACACACAGAUGAAUGAAGACCCCAUUCGGGAAGAACGCGGCCCAGAGACCCAGAGCUGAUGCAGGGCAUCCUGGCGUCUCUGCAAAUAUGAUGAAGAAAAAGAACUCUCAUAAGAAACACAAAAGCAGCGUUGGCCCCACUAAAGCCGUGGCUCAGCCCAGGAGGAACAUUGUGGGCUGUCGGAUCCAGCACAUCUGGAAGGAGGGCAGCGGCGCCGCGUCACAGUGGAAGGGCACCGUUUUAGACCAGGUGCCGGUCAACCCUUCGCUCUACCUGAUCAAAUACGACGGCUUCGACUGUGUCUAUGGCCUGGAGCUGCACAAGGAUGAGCGGGUGCAAGGUCUGGAGGUCCUGCCAGACAGACUAGCUUCGACGCGCAUCAGCGACGCUCACCUGGCCGACACCAUGAUCGGUAAAGCAGUGGAGCACAUGUUCGAGACGGAGGACGGCACCAAGAACGAGUGGAGAGGGAUGGUUCUGGCCCGAGCGCCCAUCAUGAACACAUGGUUCUACAUCACGUAUGAGAAAGACCCGGUGCUCUACAUGUACCAGCUGCUGGACGACUAUAAAGACGGAGAUCUGAGGAUCAUGCCGGACUCCAACGACUCUCCCCCAGCGGAGCGAGAGCCCGGAGAGGUGGUGGACAGCCUGGUGGGCAAGCAGGUGGAAUACGCCAAAGAGGACGGCUCUAAACGAACUGGCAUGGUCAUCCAUCAGGUGGAGGCCAAACCCUCCGUCUACUUCAUCAAGUUCGAUGACGACUUUCACAUUUACGUCUAUGACCUGGUGAAAACAUCGUAGGCAGCGGGGAAUAAAACGAGAGGGGGUGAUGGAGUAAUCAUGUGAUCCACACAAACGUUUUUUGCCAAAAGUCCUCUCAAACAUUUCUCGUAACAUCUUUUUGGGGAACGGAACGGUGGAUGUUUCGCUGGAUUACCGCUAGUCAAGUGUCUCUUAUCGUUGUAGGAUUAACGGACAUCACGCUUCCCCCGACAUACACAUCGCUUCAUAUUUCAGAGGUUCGUCUCCAGCAUUUCCCAUUGCUUUCCGUUAUCUCACACACACGCGCUUGCGCACGCAGAGUCGUGUUGGUCACCAGUGACGCGUUCAUCAGUCGGACUGUUACAGCUUCCCAAAUGAUAUCCCAGCUAGUGUUCCUGAGGACCAAAUGAAGCAAACCUCAGGAGCGCAGGAGGUGUUUGUUCUGUCAGAUAAGAGAAACACGAGGGUCCAUGAAGGACGGCGAGCUGAGAGCGUGUGUGUAUGUGUGUGUGUGUGUGUGCUUUAAAGUGCCAGGAGGAGGAGGGCAGGAAAACGUUCCUGUGCUUUACUGUCUUUGGUGUAUCCCUCGUCUGGCGCACACCAGCUCCGCUGUCAAUGGCAUGUUGUGUCAAACCCCAUUUUUUAAUGUAUUUUUGUUUUCUACUUUUAUUUUAUAUCAAUAUAUCUAUAUAUAUGUACAUGUAUCACCACCACGAGAAACGCUAAAGCAGCCUUCAUUAUUUCAAGCACUAAAUUUAGGGGUUUUGUUGUUGUUGUGCUCCCCUAACUUGUUUUUUAGCGAGUUAAAGGGAUAGUUCACGCUAAAAUUUCAAUUUACUCACUAAUUACUCGCCCUCAAGUGGUUCAUUUUAUUUAUCUGUUGAACAUUAAACAAAGCUGAAAACCUGGAACCUUUACUAUGGAAGUCAAUGGUUACCGGUUUUCAGCAUUCUUCAAAAUAUCUUCUUUUGUGUUUAACAGAAAAAAACAAACUCCUAAAGUUUAGAACCAUCAAAGUGAGUAAACGCUGACAGAAUAUUACAUUUCUGGGUGAACUAUCCCCAUUAUUAACGUUUUUGCGAUUAAACCUUAGCUAAUGGGCUACUAAAAGUGCAUUAUCUAGCGCAUUAUGGUGUAGAUAAUGGGUUUAUAGUGUUUUAACUCAAGAUUUUGCCUCGAAAAUCGCACCCCGGCAAGUAUUCAGUGAUGUUACACAAAACGAAUUGCACAAAGUGUUCAAUCACACACACACACGCACACACACACCGGUUAUAAAAGCGCCCAUGCAAUAACGAAGACGAGUAUUCAGGAAUUGAGUUUUGCACCCGUUGUUUUUCUUUAAAUCAGCCUUGGGGAGAUUUCUCUGUCGCUUUGCCUCUCUGCGAGCCUAAAACAUUUGUGCCUCGAUUAUUAUUAUUGACUUUUCUUUUUAUCUCUGUGUGUGUGUGUUUGUCUGAAGGUUUGUGUGUCCCCAUUUACACCCUGUGUGAAGGCCCUGCCGCUGCAUGUGUUUGCAUUACACGUUCAUUUCUGUUUUGAGGUUUCACACACACACACACACACACACACACACACACACGCUUCAGAGUCAUGAAGCUGUCGUUCGCCAGACGCACAAAUCAUAUUUCACCCCAAAAUCUAAUUAUUGUGCUAAUAGUAAUACCUUACUGUAAGAAAUGAAUAUACUAAUUCAGACUUUCUACACGACAUCCAUUUAAACUCUUAUUUCUGGGAAUAAUAAUGGAAGUUUCUUACAUGAGUAACGAGAUGAGGGUUUAAUUGUGUUCAUUGUCUAAAGAAAGGACUACAAGAUAUUAAUGCUUACUUACAAAUGGUGGGAUUAAUUAUCGAAUGGCAAAAAAGCUUUAGUGUAAUGCAACGUAAUACUGUAAUCUCGUCCACGCACUUCUGUUAUAAAUAUUACAGUCAUUGGCAUUAAGGAAAAUAUUGACAAUUAUUUAUUUGACAUUUAAAUAGGAUGUUCAAAUGGAGAUAUUUUAUCUCUAUCGCAAAACUCUACUGUAAUGAAGCAGUUUUAAACUACACACGUUCAUAUUUCAUCCAGAAACCCUUCUUCACCAUCAGCAACUUGCUCAAUCUUUCUGUUUUAUACAUUUAAAUCAGCAUUUUGGACAUUAACGAAACUAUUCUGGAUAUUAUUUUGCUGAAAUGUGCAGUGAUGCAGCAUAUUUCUAAUACACAUCGUCAUAUCUCAUCCAGAAACCUAGAAAAAAAGCCAAUACUUUAACAUAACGCAGCGUAAUCUUCUCCACCUUAUCAGCAUCAAGCUAAAAAUAAUUCAAUCUUCAUUUUUGACAUUAAUGUAAAUAUUCUGUACAUUAUUUCCUCACAUUUUGAGCACGUUUUCCUCAUUCUCUAUUCUCAUUGCCUGGUUUAAGAAUGAAAUAUGAGUGUGUGAGUUUGAAAAAAAGAUUUAAUGUAAUGCAACGUCAACUUUAAUUUACUCCACAUAAUCAGCAUGAAGCUAAAUAUUACUUAUAAAUGAUUAAAUAGCCAUUUUUGACAUUAAGGAAAAUAUUCUGUCAAUUAUUUUCUUCAAAUUUGAGGAUGUUUUCCUCAUUCUAUAACGUAAAACUCUACUGUAAUGCAGUAUUUAACAAACACACACGUUCAUAUCUCAUCCAGAAACCUACAAUCAUCUUCUUCAUUCAAUAAAUAGCUCAAAGAUUAAGAAUGAAAUACGAGUGUGUGAGUUUGAAAAAAACACUUAAUAUAAUGCAACGUCAACUUUAAUUUACUCCACAUAAUCGGCAUUAAGCUAAACCUUAGUUAUAAAUAUUUAAAUAGUCAGUUUUGACAUUAAGGAAAAUAUUGUCUAUUCAUUUUCUUGACAUUUGAGCAGGUUUUCCUCCUUCUCUAAUGUAAAACUCUACUGUAAUGAAGCAGUUUUAAACUACACACGUUCAUAUUUCAUCCAGAAACCCUUCUUCACUAUCAGCAACUUGCUCAAUCUUUCUGUUUUAUAUAUUUAAAUCAGCAUUUUGGACAUUAACGAAACUAUUCUGGAUAUUAUUUUGCUGAAAUGUGCAGUGAUGCAGCAUAUUUCUAAUACACAUCGUCAUAUCUCAUCCAGAAACCUAGAAAAAAAGCCAAUGCUUUAACAUAACGCAGCGUAAUCUUCUCCACCUUAUCAGCAUCAAGCUAAAAAUAUUGAAAUCGUUAUUUUUAACAUUAGUAAAAAUAUUGUCAAUUAUUUUCCUGAUGUUUGAGCACGUUUUCCCUCAUUCUCUAUUGUUUUCCUCAUUCUCUAUUCUCAUUGCCUGGUUUAAGUAUGAAAUAUGAGUGUGUGAGUUUGAAAAAAAGAUUUAAUGUAAUGCAACGUCAACUUUAAUUUACUCCACAUAAUCAGCAUGAAGCUAAAUAUUACUUACAAAUAAUUCAAUUUUAUGUUAACGAAAAUAUUCUGUCAAUUUUAUUGGUAUAAGAGCAGGUUUUCCUCAUUCUCUAAUGUAAAAAUCUACUGUAAUGCUGCAUUUCUCAAACACAUACAUUCACAUUUCAUCCAGAAACCUCGCAAAAACGAUGUAAUGCAACGUAAAGUCUUAGUCUGCAUAAUCGGCGUAAAGCUAAAUCAAAUUUUUCCACAUCCCUUCCACAAAGCUUUUACUGUAGUACAACAUUAAAAUAAUGUAGCUAUGAAGGAUAAAUGCUUUAAAUAUUAGUCUUUUAUUUACAGUAACCUACCAUAAAACAAUAACAAACUAUAUAGAUCAAACCUAAUACAGACAAAUAUAUAUACACACAGAAAUGACCAGAUUUUGGGGUGAAAUGUGACAUUAGCGAUGCCUUUUCGUAAUAAUCACCCGGCGCGGUGCAUAUUUGUGCUCUCCAUUUUUUUUUAUUUUGACCUUAAAACCUUAAUACAGAUGACUUGCUUCUCGUCCCGGGACUCCCGUUCAACGUUUCCCAUCCACCGAGAGAGCAAAGGUCGCUGUUUUUAUUCCCGCCGCAGCUUCAGAUGGACGACGGACGUGUCAAUAUGCAAACGGAUUCCCCUCAGAAAAGACAUCUUCAUGGGAUUGGCCUUUAUUUUUUACAUGUACCUACUGUAGUAUUGUACUGUGUUUCGAUGUCAGGUCGACGUGGGAAAUUAAAAAAAAACAACGACGAAAACUAGACCGUUCCUUUUGCAUGAUAUGAGUAGAGUUGUUAUCGUACGUUAGUGUGACGCAUGUGUACCCGUCUUAUUUUGUUUGUUUUGUUUAUUCGUUUGUUCUUUUCCCGCCCUAAAUGAAAGGUUCUGUUUAUUGUGUUGCUAAUUGUGACGUUUCCGUUCUCCGGUUCUGGUUUUGAAUCCAUUUCGAAGUUAAAAACGACAAAAAAAAUAAAAUAAACGAAAGUAUUUUUUAUUUCUGCUAUGCUCUAUACGAACAAAAUGCACUGGUGUUGUGUGUGUCGUGCCAAUCCAAGGCAGGUGCCAGUGUUAAACAGCAUUUGAGGGAUCAUAUCCUUUUUGACACAGUACCACCGUUCUGCUACAGGACGAGAUUUAUUCGUUUUUACGAAGAGUGCCAUAUUUAACGAAGAAACAGGCCUUAUACGCGAUCGAUCGGGACGAAAUCUAUAAGCGCGUGCAUGACUGACCUAACAUAUCUAAUUCAAUCUUGAAGAAUUAGAGAUGAGUUGCACAGGGCGUAGAGAGGAUUGAACGUAUGGUCCCUUUAAGAUGCUGUUGCUAUUUAAUGACUUUGUAUAAAAACGAAACAAAAAAAGACUCGAAAAGAAUGGAGAAAUGCAGUGCAAUUUGAUGAUUGUUGCAGAUACAUGUAUAGUUUCAUGUUAUUUCACGUGUGAUAAAUGGCUUCUGUUGGACCGAAUCUGUUCUUCUUCUUUUGUUUGUUUUUUUUACAUGUAGAUAGUUCAUUUUAUUUUCAUUUAAGUAUAAACACAUUUUAAAACCUGUUAAUUCAUUGAGUAAUUUUUAUAAUUAUUAUGUAAGUCUAUCCUUAUAAGAUUAAAAAAAGUUAAUGUGAAAAUAUA
Molecule: messenger RNA, 6139 nt
Organism: Danio aesculapii
Lineage: Eukaryota; Metazoa; Chordata; Actinopteri; Cypriniformes; Danionidae
Gene: spina
Product: spindlin-Z
Exons: 6
Coding region: 389-1177 (262 amino acids)
Biological process (GO): gamete generation
Source: RefSeq, a predicted model, not a curated record